Messenger RNA from Quercus robur (English oak), 1139 nucleotides. RefSeq lists its product as uncharacterized. The transcript is spliced from 6 exons. NCBI's taxonomy places the organism in Eukaryota, Viridiplantae, Streptophyta, Magnoliopsida, Fagales, Fagaceae. Bases 134 to 781 code for a protein of 215 amino acids. The record is from RefSeq and is a predicted model, not a curated record.
UCUAAAUUGUACUACUUAUUUCUCGCAAGUUAAAAAAGUUUUUAAAAAAAAGAAAAGAAAAAAAACAGAGAAGAAGCCCUAAUCUAAAACGAGUCGAUCUCUGGUGGCCUAGGUUUUCCUCAUCGGAAAAGCCAUGGUGUUCUACUUCAAAGCUCGACCAGAGGCUGGCGAUUACACUAUUUUCAUGGGCCUCGACAAGUUCGAGAACGAGGAGCUCAUCAAAUACGGCUUCCCCGAAGAUAUUUGGUUCCAUGUGGAUAAAAUGUCUUCAGCCCAUGUUUAUAUAAGACUGCACAAAGGUCAGACUAUUGAUGAUAUUAGUGAAGGUGUAUUGGAGGAUUGUGUUCAGCUUGUCAAAGCAAAUUCCAUCCAAGGCAAAAAGGUGAAUAACAUUGAUGUUGUUUACACACCCUGGUCCAAUUUGAAGAAAACUGCUUCUAUGGAUGUUGGUCAAAUUGGUUUUCACAACCCAAAAAUGGUUCGAACUGUGAGAGUGGAGAAGCGGAUUAAUGAGAUAGUUAAUAGGUUGAACAGGACAAAAGUGGAAAGGAAACCUGAUUUGAAAGCUGAGCGAGAAGCGGUUAAUGCAGCGGAACGAGCAGAGAGAAAACUACAGCUGAGAGACAAAAAACGACGCGAGGAGAUGGAAAGGCUUGAAAAGGAGAGACAAUCAGAGCUAAGAAGCUACAAGGGUUUGAUGGUUUCUGAAAACAUGACAUCUAAUAAACAGAUUGCAACAACGAGCAAGUCCUUGCAGGAACUGGAAGAAGACUUCAUGUAAGAGCAUCAUUUGUUUAAAUGUUCAAUAGAUGCUAGCUGCCAAAGUUACUGGGCCUAUAAAGAAGGGUGACAUAUAGUUUGUGAUUCUAGGCCUCAAGAAAUUUCAUCAUGCCUGAAUAACACAUUCCCUAGUCUGUUUCCUGUGGAUGUUAAAUAAGAAAAUGGUGUCUGCAAUGUUAACAGAGGAGGAAGGAGGUGGGGGGAAGAAAUCUCCUUUUACCUACCAUGAAUGUACUUUGAUGGUGAUGAAAAACAUUAUUUGUAUCUGCAUUGGGAUAGUGGGUGAUAAAACUGUGUUUUCUUGCCCAACUUUAUAAACAAAACUUAUGUCUAUUUUAUUUAAGGUUUCAUCUGGUUCA